Molecule: messenger RNA, 1518 nt
Organism: Lynx canadensis (Canada lynx)
Lineage: Eukaryota; Metazoa; Chordata; Mammalia; Carnivora; Felidae
Gene: EVA1C
Product: eva-1 homolog C
Exons: 8
Coding region: 1-1326 (441 amino acids)
Cellular component (GO): extracellular region
Molecular function (GO): heparin binding; carbohydrate binding
Source: RefSeq, a predicted model, not a curated record
AUGCUUCUGCCGGGCCAUGCGCGCCCGCCGCCCGCGCCGCAGCCCGCGCAGCAUCCUGGACUCCGCAGGCAGGUAGAGCCUCCCGGGCAGCUCCUGCGCCUCUUCUACUGCACUGUCCUGGUCUGUUCCAAAGAGAUCUCAGCGCUCACGGACUUCUCUGGUUACCUAACCAAACUCCUGCAGAACCACACCGCCUAUGCCUGCGAUGGGGACCAUUUGAAUCUACAAUGCCCUCGGCAUUCUACGAUAAGUGUCCAGUCGGCCUUCUAUGGGCAAGAUUACCAAAUGUGUAGCACCCAGCAGCCUGCCUCCCAGAGGGAAGACAGCUUAACCUGCGUGGCACCCACAACACUGCAGAAGGUGCUGGAUGAAUGCCAGAACCAGCGUGCCUGCCAUCUCCUGGUCAAUAGCCGUGUUUUUGGACCUGACCUUUGUCCAGGAAGCAGUAAAUACCUCCUGGUCUCCUUUAAAUGCCAGCCUAAUGAACUAAAAAACAAAACCGUGUGUGAAAACCAAGAGCUGAAGCUGCACUGUCACCCAUCGAAGUUUCUCAACAUCUACUCUGCGAGCUACGGCAGGAGGACCCAGGAGCCAGACAUCUGCUUCUCAGAAGCAGAGCGGCUCCCCCCGUUUGACUGUCUGUCUUACUCAGCUUUGCAAGUGUUAUCCAGGAGGUGCUACGGGAAGCAGAGAUGCAAAAUCAUCGCCAACAAUCACCAUUUCGGGAGCCCGUGUCUGCCAGGAGUGCAAAAAUACCUCUCCGUCACCUAUGCCUGUGUUCCCAAGAACAUACUCACAGCGAUCGAUCCAGCCGUUGCUAAUCUGAAACCUUCUUUGAAGCAGAAAGACGGUGAAUAUGGUAUAAACUUUGACCCAAGCGAAACGAGGGUUCUGAGGAAAGACGGAGUUAUUGUUAGCAACUCUCUGGCUGCCUUUGCCUACAUCAGAGCCCACCCAGAGAGAGCAGCCCUGCUGUUCGUGUCCAGUGUCUGCAUCGGUCUUGCACUCACAUUGUGCGCCCUGGUCAUCAGGGUGUCCUGCACCAAGGACUUCCGAGAGCUGCAGCUGGUGAAGGAGCACCUCGUGCCAGGAAGUGACAAGGCUGAGGAAGACAGUGAGGAUGAAGAGGGGGAGGAGGACUCUUCAGACUCUGAUUUUCCAGGGGAACCGUCUGGGUUUUGUAGGACUGCGUAUCCUGUCUACAGUUCCAUAGAAGCUGCAGAGCUGGCCGAAAGGAUUGAGCGCAGGGAGCAAAUCAUCCAGGAAAUAUGGAUGAACAGUGGUUUGGACACCUCACUCCCGAGAAAUAUGAGCCAGUUCUACUGAAAAAGAGACACAUCUUACGCGAUCACACUUUCUGAAGAGGGAAGGAUCCAAAAUGCCCCUCCGGUUCUAUUUCACUCGUACCUUCCAUGAAGGAGUAUUUGUUAUGUCAUCCAAUACCGGUGAAGCGAGAAGCUGUUAAAGGGACCUUUCCAACUGUUUACAGCACAUUCAAAAUAAACUAGGAGGGAAGUC